GAAAAACAUGUCCAUAAUUUUUGUCUCCGUUAUUGCCAUCACCACCAAUCAUCCCUCCCCAAUUCAACCCCUCUGACAAAAGAAGAAAGACACAAAAGAGCCCAUAUCAUAUGAGCUUCGAUCGUCAAGAAAAUAGGCAGAUUAUAAAGGAAAAGAAAUCACUGUCCCUCGAAUUUUGGAAUCAGCUGAAGAGGAUAGAUGCUGGAGCAAAUCAUAAAUUCAGGUUACUAUUACCUGAAUUUGGUGAGCAGCGAGUAUUCGACGCCGAUAUGGGCUGUUCUGACCGCCGGAUUUUCCGUCGUCGUCACUCUCACCCUUUCGGUUUACCUCCUUUUCGAGCAUCUGUCCAUGUACAAGAACCCCGAGGAGCAAAAGUUUUUGAUUGGAGUGAUAGUGAUGGUACCAUGUUAUGCUGUUGAAUCAUUUGUAUCGUUGGUAAAGCCAGCAAUUAGCGUCCAUAUUGGAAUCCUUCGUGAUUGCUAUGAAUCCUUUGCCAUGUAUUGCUUUGGGAGGUACCUAGUUGCUUGUUUAGGUGGAGAUGAGAGGACAAUUGAAUUUAUGGAGAGGGAAGGACGCACAAGUGUAAAAGCUCCCUUGCUCGAUCAUGGCUCUGAAAGGGGAAUUGUAAAGCAUCCGUUUCCAUUGAAUUUAUUCCUAAAGCCUUGGAAACUUGGUGGGUGGGUUUAUCAGGCCAUCAAGUUUGGAAUUGUUCAAUAUAUGAUUAUAAAAGCAUUCACUGCUAUUUCAGCAGUAAUUCUUGAAGCUUUUGAUGUAUAUUGUGAAGGAGACUUCAAAUGGAACUGUGGGUACCCAUACAUGGCUGUGAUUUUAAAUUUCAGUCAAUCCUGGGCAUUGUAUUGCUUAAUUCUUUUUUAUACCAUUACAAAAGACGAAUUAGCGCACAUCAAACCAUUGUACAAGUUCUUGACAUUCAAAUCAAUCGUGUUCUUAACUUGGUGGCAAGGUGUUGCUAUAGCUCUUCUUUAUGCUGUUGGUUUAUUUCAGAGUCCAAUAGCUCAGUCACUGCAGUUCAAGUCAAGCGUUCAGAACUUCAUUAUUUGUAUUGAGAUGGGCAUUGCUGCUGCAGUCCACCUUUAUGUUUUCCCGGCAAAACCUUACGAAUAUAUUGGAGAUCAUUUCUCGGGAAGUGUUGCGGUUCUUGGAGAUUACGCCUCGGUUGAUUGCCCUUUAGAUCCAGACGAGGUGAGGGACAGUGAACGUCCGACAAAAUUUCGUCUUCCACAACCGGACACCAAAGCUAGGAGUGGGACCGCCAUUCGAGAAAGCGUUCGGGAUGUUUUUCUUGGUGGGGGCGAAUACAUCGUGAACGACGUCAAGUUCACAGUGACCCAAGCAGUUGAGCCGGUCGAGAAGGGGCUCAACAAAUUCAACCAGAAACUGCACAAGAUCUCGGAGAACAUAAAGAGGCACGAGAAGGGGAGACGAACAAGAGAUGACAGCUGUAUCGCCACGUCAUCGUCCGCGAUGAAGGUCAUAAGGGGAAUAGACGAUCCACUUCUCAACGGGAGCACGAGCGAUAGCGCCAGCUCGAGGAGAAAGAAACACCACCGUCGAAAAUCGGGUUACACGAGCGAAAGUGGUAAUGAAAGCAGUAGCGAUUUGACUUACAGUGGGUAUAUGAUUCGAGGCCGAAGAUGGGUCGUCAAGGAUUAGUUAUCGAGGCAAAAAAAGGGCCGGUAAAAAAAGUCGAUUUUACUGCAGGUGAAAAAGAUGUUAGUACUGUGUUUGUGCAGUUGAUUGAUGGUUAGGAUUUUGAUGUGCUUUGGUCAUUUGGUGUGUAUGAUAGGAAAGGUGAGAUUGUGGUGAAGGCUUCUGUAGAUUUUCACUCAUUAGUAAUGAAUUUUGCUGAGGAUAAUAUAAUUAGUUUAUUUUGAAAUUGAUGUAUAGAAAGAUAAGAGAGAAAUUUUUCUCUGUCUGACUGAACUCAAUGUAAUUCUAUCAUUUGAAAUGCUUAAAUGUGAAAAUAAUUUGUCUGUCAAAUUUGUCCCAGAGAAAAGUAUGAAUGCAAUAUAAAUAGAUUUUUCAGUGGCUACAAGAAAUAUACACUAUUAGUUAAUCUCAUCAUUUUGGGAAGUUUUCACUCAGUCUAUAGACUCAAUGUAUUACAUGUUUGAUAAAUCAGACUAAGUGUUUGUUACAAACAUUUACUCUGAAGCUAUACCUACCUAACUAGAAACAAUUAAAUGAAUACAGAGCCAUUAUUUUUCUAAAGUAACAAAUACCCUAUUGAGUGUGAGUUUUAUACAACUGUAGUCUUUACCANCCUGUUUUU
Molecule: messenger RNA, 2293 nt
Organism: Striga asiatica
Lineage: Eukaryota; Viridiplantae; Streptophyta; Magnoliopsida; Lamiales; Orobanchaceae
Source: the annotation of a GenBank genome assembly